AUGCUGGAGAAGCGAGUCAAGAGCCGGUUCAGCCACCGAUACGUCUACCUCUCCCAGCCGAGGGCGCUGCCGGCGUACUGGCAGAUCUGCCGCCAAGGCUUGAUGAUUGACCGGCCGGACGUUGCCGGGGAGGGCAUCGACGUGAACCUCGAGGGGUACGACGACUUUCACCGCUUCUGGACGCGAAGCAUCGAGGAGCUCUACAAGCAGCGGCCGUUCCAGAACCUGCUGCAGUACCACUUUUACUCGACCAAGUCGGUGUCGGCAUUCUUGACCGAGUGGAUACUGCCGCUGUCGUCGCUCUCCGACAAGGAUCCGACGCCGAAAUGGCCGUCGGCGGCGUCGGGGCCGACGUCGCUGGCACCGCCCGACUCUCGUCUCCAGCUCCUGUCGACGCUGUCCGAUCUGGAUCUCGGCCUGCUCAUCGCCGCGGCGCGGCUCGACAUUGUGGCCCACACGGACACGGUCAACUUUGCCAUGGCGUACGACGAGUACAGCUCCCUCGUGGGGAGGCAGAGGGUCCAGUCGUCGACGUCGGGCAUGCUGGCCCUGGGCGGCAGCGCGAGGGUGUGGAGCCGCGGCGUCGCGGCCGUCGCGUGGGAGCGGCUCAUCUCGCUGGGGAUACUCGUGCCUGCCGGCAUCGGCGGCGGUCGCGGCCUAGGGCACGGCGGUCUCGACGGCAAGAUGUGGAAGGUCGACGUCGUGCUGGAGGAGAUUCCGGCGGCGGUGAAGCUGAGCAACGUGCUGGCCCGGUGGUGCCGCGAGAUGUAG
This is a messenger RNA of Drechmeria coniospora, 771 nucleotides long. RefSeq lists its product as uncharacterized. Gene Ontology annotation, cellular component: nucleus; nuclear origin of replication recognition complex. The record is from RefSeq and is a predicted model, not a curated record. NCBI's taxonomy places the organism in Eukaryota, Fungi, Ascomycota, Sordariomycetes, Hypocreales, Ophiocordycipitaceae. Gene Ontology annotation, molecular function: DNA replication origin binding. Gene Ontology annotation, biological process: DNA replication initiation; DNA replication. The coding region runs from base 1 to 771 and encodes 256 amino acids. The transcript is spliced from 2 exons.